GCGACGGGCGACAACGACACCGCGGCGGCGACACACACGCACGCAGUAGCCACAGCGUUCAGUAACAGCUGCGCGCCGACCGCCGACGGUCACACGACGUCCGCCGUCACAAAUUCGCCGCCGCCGCCGCCGCAAUCAUGUCGGCCGUGUACGCGUUUCGUACGAUCGACGUCGUCCUGUUUGUCGCGUGUUCCUGUACGUUUUUCGGCGAGUUUCACAAGACGUCCGCCGCCAUACCGCCGCCUUACGGUCAGACGUAUCAAGACGACGAAAAAGAGUUUAUAAUCGAUCAGUUGGCAAAAAUUAUCAAGGAUCAAAGCUAUAGGAUGCGGAAUAAUCUUCAGGACUCGUAUCCGAUUCCCCUCGAUCAGAUAGACGAUAAUAAACAGUCGUUCACAUACGACCUGGCAUCAAAUCUACCUGAAAUAAAUACAGGCAAUCAGGAAAUACCAUUCGCUGUAUUGCCAAACGAUCGACGUUACCAUCAAACAGAUUUUUCCAGUAAUUUGGUACCACCAGAUCAUGGUCAUGGUCUCCAUAGAUAUCAUAAAAAACUAAGUACCAAAAGCAGUGAAGUACAAGAUAAUUCGUUGCAUGGAUCAAGCGGAUAUGUUACAUCUAAGGUCACAACGGAGAACAUGAGUAGCAGUGAAGUAUCUAUGGAUUUACCGCAGAGUACUUUUAUGCACGUCAUACCAUUUUCGACUCAUUCAAAGUUCAGCCAAGAUGAUUACUAUUUCUUUGCUAAAGCUGCUGGCGUCGGUUUAGCUGUCCUGGUUGUCCUGCUUAUAUCGUCCAUAGCAUGUUACAGAAUGCAAAAGAAUAGCAAGGCAGCUGCGGAUAUAGAGUACCCGGCCUACGGUAUCACUGGACCCAACAAAGAUAUGUCACCUACUGGUGACCGGCGCUUGGCACAGUCCGCCCAAAUGUAUCAUUAUCAACACCAGAAACAACAGAUCAUAGCAAUGGAAACGAACAGUACGGUCAAAGAAAGUCGAUGCGGCUCAGUCAGCGACCCAGACAGCGAUGACGAUAACGAAGAAGGCGAUUAUACAGUUUACGAAUGUCCGGGAUUAGCACCAGCAGGAGAAAUGGAAGUGAAAAAUCCACUGUUCCUGGAUGACAACACGCCGGCAUCUCCCAAUGCUGUUAUAAAUAGUAAAGACAAUACUGCGGGAAAUGGUGUUAUACCAACAGUACCCGUCCCAUAAUAGAUAACUAAUGGCCUACCAUCCUAAAAAUAUUCGUCUAUAGAUACAAAAAAAUUAUCAAAAACGAUAUUUUUUUUUUUUUUUUUUUUAAUUUUAAUUCUUUAUUAUUACCUAUUUAUUUAAAUUAUUAUUUCUUUACCUAUAAGGUAUAUUAGUAUAUUUAUAUAUAUAUAUAUAUAUAUUAUAUACAUAAAUCAAAACAAUUUAUUAUGUGGAAUGGAUAUAAAAGGACGUGAUAAUAUUACAUAAUAUGGAACUGGGACCAUAUACAUGCGCAAUUCUAAAGAACUCGCAUGAUAUCUGACUGAAUUCGUGGAAUAAAGGUCCCCGAAAUUUUUUUUUUAAUUUUGAUUGCUUAUUUUACGUUACCCUUCCCAAACACUUUACAUCAUUAAUAUUCGAAAUUAUAUUUAGUCGAACAUUUUUUUAAAAAUGGAACUGGAUCGAGAGGACGGAAUACGAUGGUAUUACGGAUGACGUCAAAAUUACUACUCCUUAAAACUGACUAUGUUUUGAACGAUACUUUUUAACAUACAUCGCUGUCUAUAAUUAGUGUACAUCCGUCUAGUAGACACGUAAUUUAAAUUUAAAUCCAUAGAUAUUUUGUUAACUUCAUAAAUUAUCGAGUAUCCGAUUUUAAACGUUUGAAACAAUAAUGUUUUAUAUUUUUCAGAACAUCCGGAAUUUCUUAUCGAACGUGACAAUAGUGAGUUAUUUUUGUUGUUUUUAUUCAAACAAAAAAAAAAAAAAAAUUAAGUACAUUACGAUUUACCCAAAAACCGAUGAGCUUAAAAUUACCACUGAAAACCGUUAUUUAUUUUGUUACAGUUUUAAAUAUAUUUACGAAAAACUUAUACCAUAUUUAAACAAACAAUUAUUAGAAAAAAUAUAUAAUUAAUUAUACACGUAUCCUAUUCCUGAUUUUAUGUAAUAUUUACAACAAGUCCAUGUUUUUUACCUAAGUGCGCACUAAAUUAACGAUAUUCUUCUAUACAUUUCAAAUGGGUUAUUACAAUACAUCUAAUAAAGGUAGAAAAUAUUUUAUAGGAAAAGAUAAUAAGAUAUUUAAAAUUUACAAAUCGUUUUAAUUUCGUACUAUACGCAUAUAUAUAUAUAUAUAUAUAUAUUAUAUACACCACAGGCACGUAAAUAUUCUGCAUACGAAUAUAUAUAUCAUAUUAUUCGGAAAUACUGUUUUAAAUAUAUAUUAUAUUAAUCAUAUUUUACCCGUUAACUAUAUUAUAUUUUAAAUGUCUAAUUAUUUUGUUAUUAUUUUGUUCGUACAAUAGAAUAUGUUAGUUUUAGUACCAAUGUUAAUUAAUAUUAGUCAAUUCAUUAUUGUUUUUAUUUUAAAGUCUUCCAAAUGUAUUAGACCACUCAAACUCUUCCGCUCGAUAUGUAUAUAGUGAUAUUACACAUAAAUAUUAUACUAUAAAGGUCAAUGCUAUAUACUACAUACAUACAUACAUAAAUAUGUAUACAUAUAUUUAUUAUAUAGUAUAUCCUAGAUAUAAACUAUAUUUUAGGUCGGUCCAAUUGUUAAAAAAUAUUUUUGAGCAGAUUUUUUAUGUGAACAAUAUUAUUAUUCGUUUAAACCAGAAUUUUAUAAUGAUGUAGGUACAAUAUUACAAUACGUCAAUACCAUAUAUAUACAUACAUACUGAUAAAUAGUUAGAAUGUAAUUUGUGUAUGAAAUUGGGUAAAGCCGUUAAGUUGUGAUAGAAAAGGGCCCAGUAGAAAUGUAUGGAAUAAAAUACGUUGUUUUAUGAUGAGAAAGUAUUUAUACACGUCUACUUGGAUAAUUAGUUCAUUUUUUCAAAUUUACGAACCGUUACAAAAAAAAAACAGUAUUUAAAAAUAAGCUCAAGUUUGGGUACCCGUCUUAAUGUUAUUAAUAAUAUCAACCGAGAGAAAUAAUUAAAAUAUAACUUUAAAACGCGUAGGUAUACUGAAAUCUUGUCUCAGCUUUAUCGCGGUCGUUAAAUUACCAAAUACAAACUAUUAGAAAAUCAAGAGAUGAAUAAUAUACACCUAACUGCGGUAGACUCACGAUGUACAACAAUUAUUCAAGUUUGUAAAUUAAAAAUUUUCAAACGUAUCGAGCGAGAUAGUUUUAGAUCAUAUAAUAAUAUUAUACCGUACUAUAUUGUAUAAGUAAUCGUACAACUUACUUUAAUGCCCAGGUAUUUAAAUUUGAAGUGGUUGUCAAUUCAAAUGUUUUGGAAACCCUAUCAAUUAACAUGCUACAUAAUUUGUAAGUUAAGCUAAGUCAAUUUAUUUAUGGUAAUUCGUAAUAUAUAUAUAUAUAAUUCAUCAUGAUUAUAAUUAUUAUUAUCAUUGCAGGUAUACUAUUAAUAUUAUAUUGUUAACAGAGUUUGAAAUAUUUUAACUAAAAGGAAAAUCUAUCAAAUACACCAUUAUCAUUACUGUAAUAACUA
Aphis gossypii (cotton aphid) is the source of this 3649-nucleotide messenger RNA. Its product is annotated as neural proliferation differentiation and control protein 1. Gene Ontology annotation, cellular component: membrane. The record is from RefSeq and is a predicted model, not a curated record. The transcript has 7 exons. The coding region runs from base 138 to 1211 and encodes 357 amino acids. Lineage: Eukaryota; Metazoa; Arthropoda; Insecta; Hemiptera; Aphididae.